Molecule: messenger RNA, 1116 nt
Organism: Agrilus planipennis (emerald ash borer)
Lineage: Eukaryota; Metazoa; Arthropoda; Insecta; Coleoptera; Buprestidae
Product: acanthoscurrin-1-like
Exons: 2
Coding region: 174-527 (117 amino acids)
Source: RefSeq, a predicted model, not a curated record
CUACUUUACUGGCCAUGAACCCACGGUAAGAAAUUUACCAUGUUUACCACUUUUGUUUUUACGUCUUUCGAACUUCUUUCAAUGUUAUUUAUUUGAGUAGCGAGUUAGUGUUGUGUGAUUACAAAAAUCUCUAGCUCGUACCAAUACAACUGUGUUAUCUAAGUAGUGCAAUUAUGGUGUUUUACAAGUUUUUGGUAUGUUUACUAUUAAUUGCACCGUAUACUUUUGGUCAAGAUGGGUAUUAUAGAAAGAGACGUAUUCCACCAAUCUUUAUUGGUGGUGGAGGAGGAUUGUUAGGAAGAGGUAGUGGUUUUGGUAAGGGGUAUGGAUCCGGCAGAGGUCUUGGUGGCAGAGGAUUUGGUGGACGUGGAUUUGGAGGGCGAGGAUUUGGAGGGCGAGGAAUAGGCGGUGGACGAGGAAUUGGUGGUGGAAGGGGUGGCGGCAUUGGGGGAGGCAGAGGUGGAGGCAUUGGGGGAGGUAGAGGUGGAGGCAUUGGAGGAGGUAGAGGCGGAGGCGGAAGAGGUUAAUUACAAAAAUACAAUUAUAUAAAAUAUAAGAUUGUUGAAUGAUAUAAAUUACGUUAACAAUUCUUUGAAAAAUCUAAUUGUAAAAUCAUAAGUUAACAUAGAUAGUGUUGUUUGUUAAGAAUAUUACCUCACGAUGCGACAAAAAAUGCAUGGGAUAACAUAUUUAUUAAAAUCUUAAUGCUUACGUAUUUUUUUUCAGUUUGGGAAAAUUGUUUUUGUUUUGUUAUUUGGAUGGAUUAAAUUGUAGAACUUUAUUUAAAGUAUGAAGCAAAAGAUGCGUGUUUUAAAACGAAAAAAUUAAAAAUAACAGUGCUAAUUCACCUAACCCAAAGUAUACACAAACAGAUUUUGUACACGUGUCGUUCACUUUUCUAUCAGAUAUAUCAAUAAUUGUAAAUUAUUUAAUUUAAUAGAAAUCGUAUCUACCUACCAAUACAUUACAAUUAAAUUGGAUAAUUUUCAAUAAAAAAGUCUUAUUUAAAAAGAUAAAGUGGAAUAUUUUUAAUGACGCACCAAAAGCGGUCACAAAUAUUGAGAUGUUGUUUGAAGUGGGAUGGAGGAAAGUAGGGAACGAGAUGAGGUAAUUAAA